Messenger RNA from Gekko japonicus, 2522 nucleotides. RefSeq names its product vestigial like family member 3 (gene VGLL3). NCBI's taxonomy places the organism in Eukaryota, Metazoa, Chordata, Lepidosauria, Squamata, Gekkonidae. Gene Ontology annotation, cellular component: nucleus. The record is from RefSeq and is a predicted model, not a curated record. The transcript is spliced from 4 exons. The coding region runs from base 50 to 982 and encodes 310 amino acids. Gene Ontology annotation, biological process: regulation of transcription by RNA polymerase II.
CUGGAAAGCAUCUUUCCGGACAGUGGCAGUAGCAGGUCCCGCGGCUGCCAUGAGCUGCUCGGAUGUGGUGAGGCACCACCCGCCCCAGCUGAAGCUGCCCAGUGCGACGGCUGCGGCAGCCUGUCCCGCGGCUCCUUGCCCCUUUCCUGCGCUGCCUUUCCCGCAGAGCCAACAGACCAAGUUUGCUGUACAUAGCAAGAUGCAGGAAUCUCUGGAAGCAGCCCUUCCUAACAAACAAGAAGAAGAUGAGAAAGACCAGCCUGCUGAGAUGGAAUACCUUAACUCUCGCUGCGUCCUUUUCACUUACUUCCAGGGAGACAUUGGGUCAGUAGUGGAUGAACACUUCUCAAGAGCAUUAAAUCAAGCUAGCAGCUUCAACCCAGAGCCAGUCAUUUGCAAAAGCAAGCCAGGGCUAAAUCCACUAUGGAGAGAGAACUCAACAAUAGCACGUCAAAGGAGUGGUUUCCCAGCUUCAUUUUGGACCAGUUCUUAUCAAACUCCACCUCCACCAUGCUUGAGUGGAGUUCAUCAUGAUUUUCCAGUUACAGCACCAAGCACCUUCUCAGCAGCAGAUCCUAGCAACUGGCCAGGACGUACCCUGCAUCAGACUGCUCCACCUCCUCCUCCUAGCAUGUCAGAAUCCUGGCAUUAUCCUUUAGCAUCUCAGGUGAGUCCUACAUAUGGACACAUGCAUGAUGUAUACAUGCAUCACCAUCACCCCCAUGCUCACAUGCAUCACCACCACCCGCCGACUUCACACCUUGACCCCGGGUACAGACCUUUGCUGAUGCCUUCAGUUUGUACAGGCAAGAUUCCUCCACCACAUUGUGAUGCAGCCAAGACAGAUUCUACUGCUGUCACCAGUGCUACCUCAGCAUGGGCAGGAGCUUUUCAUGGGACAGUCGACAUUGUGCCAGCCUUUGGGUUUGACACAGUAGGCAUACAGCACCAGGAAAAAAGUAAGGAGACACCAUGGUUUUGAAGUACAAGUGGAUCUUAUUCGUAGCCAGUAUUAAGAGUCUCCAUCUUUGUGAAGGGAGUGCUGCAAUUUCUUUUCACCAUUUCUGUACAGUGGCAACAGACAUUCUGCUAAGCAGAUGGAGAGGCGACCAGCCAUGAUUUUGUGAUUGAGUCUUUACCUCUGAAAGGCCAUUUCUCAUUCCCAGGACAUUUUUAAAAAGCCUUUCUGUUGUAUAUUGUUUAUCAUCUGAGCCUGCAGCAGCAUUUCUGCAGCCUAACUUGUUGCUCCUGUAACAAUGUUUUGCUUGGUUGAUACACACACACACACAUACACACACACACACACACAGCCUUGAUGGUCAGGAGAGACCUGGCCUUGACUAGUUGUCACCCGGUCAGGAAUACAGUUUUUUGUAGCUCUUUGUGCAUCUAUAUUUUGUAGAAAUACAGAAAGUUUGCAUAAGCAUUGAUGGGCUAUUUUAGAACAAUGUAUUUUUUUAAAAAAAAUGUAAAAAGGUAAAGUUCUGUUUAAAGAACUUUCUCUUGGAGAAGCACUGGCAAAAUGUGUAAAGUGCAUAUUUUUAGAUGUCUGACAUGCUUGUAUGGGAGUUUGUUGUUAUUGCUAUCUGAAGCAUCUGUCAUGAAAUGAUUCAAACAUAUAUGUAAAAGUCCCACAAGAUCUUGAAUGUAUUUUGCUUUUUGCUUAAGUGAUUAUUCAAAUGUAUAGUAUUUUCUGUGGCAGUACUCUAUUACUAAAGAAAAAGAAUAUCUGCUUUGCUGCUUCUGAAGAUAACUUUGAGCAGUGCAACCCAUGAGAAAAUAUUGUUGAAACAAGGCACAGAUGCUAUUUAAACUGUAAGCCUACAUAGAUGGGUAGCUGUUCCUUAAACUGAUUUCAGCUACACUGCUGAUAUAUACCACUGCUGCUGAAGACAGAGCCAGUGCCUGGCUCUUGAGGCUAAACUGCAUUUUGCUGGCCUACAUUUCUGCAAACCUCUCUCUGUGUCUAUACACAUCCCCAAGGGUGUUUCCAAAGGAACGUUUCACUUUUUAAUCUUGAAACGGAAGACUUACACUCCAAAUUGCAAAAUUGUAUUUGAAACUCCCCAACCAUUUAAAACACCCUGGUAGUACUAUUCUUAGGGCCCAAACUAUAGCUGGAAAUCUUUUCUGCCAGGCUAUGAAGCUCAUAUGGGGCUGAAAGGCCCACAGGGUACUGUGAAGGAGGACUAGUAUAGUUGUUAAGUUUCAACCCAGCACAAUAAACUGUUACCUUAGUAGCAUAUACAUACAAUAAAGAAAGUUUCAUUGGAAGCCAAUAUACGACUAACUGAAGAAAAAAUGUGCUCAUCACUAAAUUCUUAAUUACCUAGCUCUUACAAAGUAAUAGCUAUUCCUCAAGUGGAAAUAAAUCCAGCAGGCAUGCCUGAGGUCAUGUUCUGCAGGUAUCAUUAGACAAACUUUCAGUGAUGGCUUUUUCACUCUGGAUCAGGCUCCUUUCUAUGAGAACUGUAUGUUCAAAACUCAGUAUUUUGUAAUAUUGGAAUAAAGUUAUUCAUUUU